Messenger RNA from Talaromyces proteolyticus, 867 nucleotides. Its product is annotated as 40S ribosomal protein S0. Gene Ontology annotation, cellular component: 90S preribosome; cytosolic small ribosomal subunit; ribosome. Gene Ontology annotation, biological process: cytoplasmic translation; ribosomal small subunit assembly. Lineage: Eukaryota; Fungi; Ascomycota; Eurotiomycetes; Eurotiales; Trichocomaceae. The record is from RefSeq and is a predicted model, not a curated record. Gene Ontology annotation, molecular function: structural constituent of ribosome. The coding region runs from base 1 to 867 and encodes 288 amino acids. The transcript is spliced from 2 exons.
AUGGCUCCUUCUAACCUCCCCCCAAUUUUCAAUCCCACUUCGCAGGAUAUUGAGAUGCUGCUUGCAGCUCAAUGCCACUUGGGAUCCAAGAACUUGCAAGUGCACAUGGAGCCUUACCUCUGGAAGACUCGCGCAGACGGAAUCAAUGUGAUCAACAUUGGCAAGACCUGGGAGAAAAUUGUCCUUGCUGCCCGUAUCAUCGCUGCCAUUGACAACCCCGCCGACGUUGCUGUCAUCUCUGCCCGUCCCUACGGCCAGCGCGCUGUUCUCAAGUUCGCUUCCCACACCGGUGCCACUGCUAUUGCCGGUCGUUUCACCCCCGGUAACUUCACCAACUACAUCACUCGCUCUUUCAGGGAGCCUCGCUUGAUCAUCGUCACCGACCCCCGCACGGAUGCCCAGGCUAUCAAGGAAGCCAGCUACGUCAACAUCCCCGUCAUUGCUCUCUGCGAUACCGACUCACCUACCGAGUUCGUUGACGUUGCCAUCCCCACCAACAACAAGGGUCGUCAUGCUAUCGGUUUGGUCUGGUGGUUGCUCGCCCGUGAGGUUCUCCGCCUCCGUGGCACUCUUGCCACCCGCGAGACCGAGUGGGACGUCGUUGUUGAUCUCUACUUCUACCGCGACCCUGAGGCCGAGGAGGUUAAGGAGAUCACUGAGGAGACCAAGGUUGCUAGCGCCGACGAGGUUGGUGCUGCUGCUAUCGAAACCGGUUUCACUGGUGACAGCUGGGAUGCUGCUGGUGCCGGUGCCGGUAUCCCUGGCACCGCCUUCGCUGCUGCCACCGCUACUGCAGGUGCCACCUGGGAGGCUGAGGGUGGUGACUGGGCUGCUGAGACCCAGGCCAACCCUGAGACCAAGUGGUAA